UUCGUUUCGAAAUACAUUAGUUAAAAUAAUAAGUUAUACUUAAAUUGUUGAAAUGCUUUGGAUAAAAAGUGGGAACUUGUAGGCUUAUAAGUAAAUAUCUCAACGACGUCAGGAUGACGUCAUAUCUACUCUUGAUUUUGAUCAUUAGUGCCACCUUGUGGGGUAAAUCAUACGGGCAAAUUGACGUGACUCCAUGCAAUGAUGUUGCCGAAUGCACAACCCUAGAAUAUUCGGUGUGUGACUUGUCCGAUACACUGAAGUGCAUUUGCCUCUUCUCCGAGGGAUUCACGCCAAACGAUAAUAAGGACGGAUGUAAUUACGAAUGUGGGACGCUCACAGGCCCGCAAAAUGGUGCAGUGACGUUCACAGACACGAUGCAAGACUCCGUCGCUACGUACAGCUGUAACGCUGGGUACCAAAUUGAUGGUUCAAAAACACGAACUUGUUCUGCAGUGACGCCGAGAGGCUGGUCCGGUACAGCACCCACUUGCAUUGCAGUAACCUGCGCUGUGCCGAACGUAGACGACGCUUCAAAAGAUUCUGGGGCAACGAUUGCUUACAACACGACAGUUAUGUACACAUGUGCAGGAGGCCACAUCCAUACUAAUGGCAAUUUAAUAAGGACAUGUGCAGCUGGCGGACAAUUGGAUGGUACAACCCCUAUAUGUACUCGAGUAACCUGCGCUGUGCCGAACGUAGACGACGCUUCAAAAGAUUCUGGGGCAACGAUUGCUUACAACACGACAGUUAUGUACACAUGUGCAGGAGGCCACAUCCAUACUAAUGGCAAUUUAAUAAGGACAUGUGCAGCUGGCGGACAAUUGGAUGGUACAACCCCUAUAUGUACUCGAGUAACCUGCUUUGUACCGGACGUAUACGAGGCUUCCAAAGACACGGGGGCAACGAUUGUGUACAACAAGACAGUAACCUAUGCAUGCGCAGGAGGUCACAACCAUUCUGAUGGCGAUUUAGUAAGGAAAUGUCAAGCUGACGGCCAAUUGAAUGGUACUUCCCCAACUUGUACUCUAGUGAAGGAAAAUAUCUGCGAGAAGGAUGUGGAUGACGAGGGAAUGUUCUGGAACUACACGGAGCGCGACACAGAGCUCAACCUAGACUGCCCACAGGGAUACACAGGGUUAGUGACGCGAUACUGCCGAAAAGACGGUGUGUUUCUAUUGCCCUACUACGACUGCACAUUGGUCAUCCUCAAAGAUCUCACGGAACAGCUGACUAACGGUAGCAUAGACGGAGCCGCGGCUUUAGCUGUGUUAAAGUCCGAAGUAGCGGAUGGGAACCACACUCUGUUUAUUGGGGAUUUGCUGCAGACACAAUUCAUCCUGCAGACUGUCGUUUCUGAAACUACAGCGUUUACCAACGACAGCAUCGAUGAUUUUCUUGAGACGGCAAGCUUUCUCAUUGACGACAAAGCGAACAGCAAGCAGUGGCAAAGCCGCAUACAGAACAACAACACAGGUGCAGAGUCGCUGCUGUCAGUGAUUGACGAGUUUGCCAUACGCCUCGACAACUCCCGCGCGUUGUCUAACGUCACCGUCACAAAACCUAACAUUGUGUUGACGUACUCGAGGGUGGACACGACUGAUGAGGACAGGCGUCCACUACAGUUUCCAAACAGCGAGAGUCUGAACUCCCCCGGGGACGAGUGGCAGGCCGAACGGCACUCUACCGUUAAUAUAAACUUACAGGCACUCAGGGGUGAAAACGUAGCCACGUUUGUCGGCUUGGUCUACAAAAACCUUUCACAGGCUGUUUCCACAAAGCUCGACCAGGCAGAAAACGCCACCAUUAGCUCUCAAGUGCUGUCCCUGCAUCUGCUCCCACAGGCGCCUGUUAAGCUAGACCCCGAAAUACAGCUCAACUUCCAAACAUUCCAGAGCGUGUCGAGAUACAGAAAAUUCUGCGCGUUUUGGAACACAACAACUGAAACAUGGUCUACAUCUGGUUGUAACGUGGUGUCUUCCAACGCCAGCCAGGUCCAAUGUGCGUGUAGUCAUCUCACCAACUUCGCUUUGUUGAUAAGCCCAUACACAUCUAACAGUGAGGUGGUGCAGAAUAUUUCAAUGAUCAUCACGUACAUUGGUAGCGGGCUUUCAAUCCUGGCCCUCAUCGUGACCAUCGCCUUGCAUGCCUUCUACUGGAAGAUACUGCGCAGUGAGCGUGAGUGUCUCACCAUGUGUCUGUGUGUUGUGUUGCUACUGGCCAACAUUCUCUUCCUCGCUGGGAUCGGACAAACAGAAAACCAGACCGUUUGUCGGUGGAUCGCCGUUUCCCUGCACGUUGUGUUCCUGACCGUCUUCUUCACCAUGCUUUCUGUCGGCCUCAACGUAUAUUUCGCCGUCACCGUUGUCUUCAAGAGUGGCAAAAACAAACUUGUCAUGUACCUCCUCGUGGCCUUUGUACCACCGAUAGCUGUCGUGCUUACUGCUGCCAGCAUUUCCAAACUUGAGGGAUAUGGCACGAAAGCAAGUUGUUGGCUGGAUAUUGACCAUUGGAUGUUCUGGACUUUUGCGGGGCCUGUUGCUUUUGUUAUCUUGGUCAAUGGUAUAAUCACAUCGAUUGUAUUGGUAAAGCUAUGCAGCACGCAGGCCGCAAAGAACAAAGACACUCUUGACAGAAUUAAAAUGACGAUUACGGCAAUGUCUGUGUUGUUACCAAUAAUGGGUAUCGGCUGGGUGUUUGGUUUCUUUGCUGUGAACAAGAAAACUCAGUGGUUUCAAAUUGUGUUUUGCAUUUUUAACGCAUCACAGGGUGUGUUUAUUUUCAUAUUCCACUGUCUUCUGAAUGAACAGCUGAAACGUGCGAUUCAACUAUCAAGAGAACGAAAGCGAACACUGGAUGAAUUUAGCGAUGAACACAAAAGACGAAUGGCAUUGGGCAAGCAAGACAGUCCCAGUGACAAUACAAAAGGAACGAACAUGUCGGAAACGGGAACGCUUGAACGAUCUGAAGCGGAAGAAAAGACGACGUCAGUUAAGCAAGAAGAAGUCCGAGUAGAAUUGAAGUUGCUGCAUCAACGCGAAUGAAACAAACGAGAAGUCAAUACCGACCGGAAACUGCGAUUGCAACAUUCAGGAUGAAUCUUCCAAAUAUCAUAGCAAUUCGAAAGUGACGGAGUUUUCAAACGACUGGAAUCCCCUUGUACCAACCGAGAAUACAAUCAGAAUUUUUUUUUAGGUAACUUCCACAAAUGCAGAUCAAGUUGUCAUGAAUGGAUAUAUUUCGAACGAAUUUGCAACGGACAGUGAACCAUAACACAGGUUUAAAAGAAAAUUGUAUUCGUGAUACAUCAAAUGAUACAAAUACUGGAUGUGAAACAAUUCCAUUUGUAAUCAAUUAUUGUUUCAUAACUGUACACUAGUUGGUGGUUACAAGGGAUGACUUAUAGUCACAAUUAUUGCUAUCUGUUUAAAGAAUUGUAUUGCUUAUCAGUAAACUGGCCCAAUUUUCUCAAAAUAAAAUGUUUCUGCCUUAAGCUUAAAUACAAUCGCUUUUAUUUCUUUCUCACAACUGGUCAAAAUGAGAAUAUUACAAAUUGUGCAUACACACAAAUAAGAGUUUUACCGUGAUCUUCUUAUUAGGAGAGAAUGUUUGAGAAAAUUGGGCCUGAUUUCAUUGUUAUAAUAAUUGAUAAACUUGUGUAUUUUGUAUUUUUGUAUACAUUUACGCCCAUUGAGCUAUAUAUACUCUCAACCAGUUCUAACACAUCUAUUUUUAAGUUGGUAUAAUCAUUAUGUAAUCAAGUCUAUGAAAAUGCGGAGUUUUGUGCAAUAUUACUUCUGCAAAAACAUAUUGCAAAAUUCUAUAUCAAUCAUAAGUUCAGCCUUGCAGAUGAAUGUUUGAAAUCCUAUUCUUGUGAGAUACUCAAUUAUAUGGCAAUUUAACAAAUGAAUUACUGUUUCAAGAAAUGAUUUUUACAUUACAGUUGUUCAAAGACAUUAUGAUUUGACCGGUAAAUAGUCCAAAAAGAAUCUGCAAAGGGAACUUGCCUAGUAAAAUGAUCAAUAAAAAUAUUAUGACCGUUCAUAAAUGUCGCUAAAAUCCCUUUCCUGUAUGAGUCAAAAACAAUAGUUUUUACUAUAUUUAACAGAGAGCGCAAUUUGUUUUAGUAUGUAAAUUUUGCACUUUCAUUAACACUAAUCGUUAUAUUUUCCUUGUAUAUAUUUAUUUCUUUAAUCCAAUGUAUUUGCUCUAUGUUAAAAAAGUUGAUAUUAUAAAAACUGAUACGUGCCUAAUGAAAAUGCAUCACACUUUCUUAGACCCAAGUAAUGUUUAAACUUUGUUUGAGUGUAUUGCAUAAUACUGUUCGACCAACAGUUAAGGGCCUCUGGUCGGGUGCCAGCUUGGCGUCCAGCCUUGUUGAUUUCCGAAUGGAAUGACAUUUACAAUAUAGGAUGUGGCAAAACUGACUUGUCUAAGGAGACUGACAACUUGUUACACGUGUACCAAGUGUCAUUUAAAUAUCCUGGGUAAGGAAUCAGAUUGCGAAAUAAGUGAAUGUAGAAUUCUAGUUCUCUGAUAUCUCCAUAACCAUAACGUUAAAUGGUGAUGCUUGGUGGCCCAUAUAAGUUUGGUUUCUUUUGAAAGAGUUGUGUGCGCAGACAAAAAAGUUUAAUAGUAUACCUACAAACAAGAUAUAUUGAACAUCAAAGAUUGUAAUAUAGGUCAUUUUGCGUUUGAUCUACUAAAUAAGAGAACAAAUAUACAAACUAUACUGACCUUACGUAUUCUGUACAUUUCGUCAUUUAUUUUACAUAAUAGUAUUCUGAUUGAAAUGCGGUUUGAAUUAUACCACAUUUGUUUGGUGUUCACCAGGCUUAAAACUGUUCCAUGACAGUAAUGCAAAUAUCGGGAGAACUAGCUUAUUUGAAGGUCAGAUUCCAUAACUUGUUUGCACGCCGACACUUACUGGUGUGUUUUCAUUGAAAAACAGACAAUUGUUUUUAGUAUGUUAGUAUAUUAAACAUUAUGUAUGUAUGAUAUUGUAAUAUACAUGCACUUUUAAUAGUUUUUCUGGUCAAUUAAUACAUUAACAACACUAACCACUAAAUUCUUUGUCAUUUUAAGAAACACAAAACAGCUCUCCUGCGUUGAAACAUUGUUUCAAAUCUAAAUGUAUAUUAUGCACGUCAUAUUAAAACUAAGUAUGAAAUAAUCAGAAUAAAGUCAGAUAUAUUGAA
Mya arenaria is the source of this 5195-nucleotide messenger RNA. Its product is annotated as adhesion G protein-coupled receptor L2-like. The record is from RefSeq and is a predicted model, not a curated record. The transcript is spliced from 27 exons. Gene Ontology annotation, biological process: negative regulation of angiogenesis; cell surface receptor signaling pathway; adenylate cyclase-activating G protein-coupled receptor signaling pathway. Gene Ontology annotation, cellular component: membrane. Lineage: Eukaryota; Metazoa; Mollusca; Bivalvia; Myida; Myidae. Gene Ontology annotation, molecular function: G protein-coupled receptor activity. Bases 114 to 3041 code for a protein of 975 amino acids.